Molecule: messenger RNA, 1593 nt
Organism: Salpingoeca rosetta
Lineage: Eukaryota; Choanoflagellata; Craspedida; Salpingoecidae
Exons: 1
Coding region: 30-1304 (424 amino acids)
Molecular function (GO): protein binding
Source: RefSeq, a predicted model, not a curated record
AUUUUCCUCAAACAGCGCACAACACCACGAUGACCACGAUGAUGAUGCAUUCGUGGUUGUUUGCCCUUGUUGUCCUGGUCUUGCUGCUCCUCCAGCGGCGCACCGCGUUGGUUGGCGCGGAUGUGGUGCUGGAAGAAGAUGAGCACGGUGCGUUCCACAUCAACACCACCCAGCAUGGGCUUGAGCAGCAGCGCCCCGUGUUUGUGAAUGGGGUGGACGUGGCGGAGAUGUUUGAGCUGGUGCAGGAGCAGCACAACACGUUGCGCGACUUGGAUCGUGAGAACGCAGAGCAGGAGCAGCAGCUACGCCAUUUACAAGGGCGGCUGUGCCGACUCGCGCCGAGGGAGCCCGCGGCGGACACUACCACAAUCCCCGAGCUCAGUACUGACGUGGACAAGUGGCUUGGCGGCGUGCUGGCAAACAACGGUCUCAUCUAUGCCAUUCCAGUUAAUGCCCCAUCCGUCCUCAUCAUCGAUCCACGCACCAAUACAGUUGACAACACAACUCUGGGAGGGCUUCUCAGCGGAGGCUAUAAAUGGGGUGCGGGCAUUCUUGCCGACAACGGCCUCAUCUACGGCAUGCCAUACACAGCAGCAUCGGUCCUCAUCAUCGACCCGACGACAAACACAACGGACACCACGACCAUUGCGGGGCUGUCAACUGGCAGUGCCAAAUGGCUGGGUGGUGUUGCUGCGAACAAUGGACUCAUCUACGGCAUCCCGUGGAACUCCGCUUCUGUGCUGAUCAUCGAUCCAGCAACGAACACAGCUGACCUCACCAGCAUAAAUGGAUUUGUUGGAAGCAACAAGUGGUUUGGCGGCGUGCUUGCCGAUAACGGCCUCAUCUACGCAACACCUUUCUCUGUCGAGAGCGUGCUCAUCAUCGAUCCAGCCACCAACACAGCCGAUACAACAAGCAUUACAGGCCUCUCUGGCUCACGCAAGUGGGCAGGCGCCGUCCUGGCAAACAACGGUCGCAUCUACUGCAUGCCGCAAGACGCGGGUUCCGUCCUAAUCAUCGAUCCAGCCACCAACACAGCUGAUGCAAGCAUCAUUGCCGUGUCAUCGACUCAACAGAAGUGGCGCGGCGCUGUGCUUGCGAGCAACGGCCUCAUUGUCGGCAUUCCACUCACGGCUGAUUCCGUCCUCCUCAUUGAUCCCACGACGAACACCGCGGACACAACCACGCUCGCUGUGUCCCCAGACACGUUGAAGUGGGGCGCUGGCGUGCUUGCCAACAAUGGUCUCAUCUACGGCAUUCCUUACGGCGCCAGCUCCGUCCUCAUCGUUGAUCCAGGCUGCUGAAGCGCGUGCAUCUUCUAUCUUCUAUACCACGCCUUGUGAGAGAUGCCGCAGAGCUCAGCUGUUGUCAUCAUAGCAGCUGUCUGGCUUGUGCUUGGAGUCCUCUUGUCGCCGCCCUACGUGUUCUCUCUUUGCGCUUCUGCACCCUCUGUUGCCCCCCCCCCUUCCUCGAAGCUUUGUUGGUUGUGGGCUGAUCGUUGGUGCUCAUGCUUGUUGUUCUCGUUACCCUCGAUGUUUGGCACAUCCAUAUGCCCACAAGAGACCGCACCAUGAAUAAAUACCGAGUAGAAGA